This is a messenger RNA of Ricinus communis (castor bean), 1813 nucleotides long. Its product is annotated as cytochrome P450 98A2. Lineage: Eukaryota; Viridiplantae; Streptophyta; Magnoliopsida; Malpighiales; Euphorbiaceae. The transcript has 3 exons. Bases 46 to 1572 code for a protein of 508 amino acids. Gene Ontology annotation, molecular function: monooxygenase activity; iron ion binding; oxidoreductase activity, acting on paired donors, with incorporation or reduction of molecular oxygen. The record is from RefSeq and is a predicted model, not a curated record.
UAUCUACAUAAUUUAACCUAUACACACAUCUUCCCAACUUAUUUUAUGGCUCUCCCUCUGCUGCUAACAUCAGUCCUCCUCAUACUCCUAGCAUACCGACUCUACCACCUGUUGCGCUUCAGGCUACCUCCCGGACCACGGCCAUGGCCCAUCGUUGGCAACCUUUACCACAUUAAGCCGAUAAGGUUCCGGUGUUUCGCUGAGUGGGCGCAGACCUAUGGUCCGAUUGUUUCAGUGUGGUUCGGGUCGAGUUUGAAUGUUAUUGUUUCCAGUACUGAACUGGCUAGAGAAGUGCUGAAGGAACAUGAUCAGCACUUAGCUGAUAGGUCAAGGAGCAGGUCAGCUACUAGAAUGAGCAGAGGUGGGAAAGACCUUAUAUGGGCUGACUAUGGUCCUCACUAUGUUAAGGUUAGAAAAGUUUGUACUAUUGAGCUUUUCUCCAUUAAGAGACUCGAGUCUUUGAGGCCCAUAAGAGAAGAUGAGGUUACUGCAAUGGUUGAAUCUAUUUAUUCUGACUGCACCAAUCCUGAAAAUACUAUCAGAAGUUUGCUAGUGAGGAAGUAUUUGGAAGCAGUUGCAUUUAACAAUAUAACAAGGCUGGCAUUUGGUAAGCGAUUCGUGAACGAGGAAGGCGUAAUGGAGGAGCAAGGCAAAGCAUUCAAGGCCAGUGUUGCUAGUGGAACUAAACUAGGUGCAUCACUUUCCAUGUCAGAGCACAUUCCAUGGCUUCGCUGGAUGUUCCCACUUGACAACGAAGUAAUCGAUAAGCAUACGGCUGAAAGGGACCGACUCACCCGAGAGAUAAUGGAAGAGCAUACAGUUGCUCGCCGGAAGACUGGGGAUACCAAGCAGCAUUUCAUUGAUGCAUUGCUGACCCUCAAGGAGGAAUACGAUCUUAGUGAAGAUACUGUUAUUGGGCUCCUCUGGGAUAUGAUAGUUGCAGGCACGGACACAACUGCAAUUGCAGUAGAAUGGACAAUGGCUGAGCUAGUUAAGAACCCAAGAGUACAACAGAAGGCUCAAGAGGAGCUAGACCGUGUUAUUGGUUCCAAACGUGUCUUGAAUGAGUCUGAUUUCUCAAGUCUCCCUUACCUGCAAUGUGUAGCCAAAGAGGGACUAAGGUUGCACCCCCCAACACCACUAAUGCUCCCUCAUCGUGCUAGUGAUAGCGUCAAAAUUGGAGGCUAUGAUAUACCAAAGGGAUCAAUUGUUCAGGUAAAUGUAUGGGCUAUAGCGCGCGAUCCGACUGUUUGGAAGAACCCUGAAGAGUUCUGGCCGGAAAGAUUCCUCGAAGAGGAUGUCGACAUGAAGGGGCACGAUUUCAGAUUACUUCCAUUUGGUGCUGGGAGGAGGGUGUGCCCCGGUGCACAACUUAGUAUCAGUUUGGUCACGUCUAUGUUAGGUCACUUAUUGCACCAUUUUCAUUGGACACUUCCCAGUGGAGUGAAGGCAGAGGACAUUGACAUGUCCGAAAGUCCUGGACGAGUCACCUACAUGCGAACUCCAUUACAAGCAGUUGCCACCCCUCGUCUUCCUUCAGAAUUAUACAAGCGCCAACUGGUGGCUAUUUAAUUUUCUAAUAUGUAUAGAAAAAUUGUUUUUAUUUGGCACUUAUUUGUCUUCUAUCAAUGGUUUGUUCUUGUUCUUGUUAGUUUUGGUUUUUUGUUAAAUCUUAAUGAAAAGUGUAGCAAUUUUUAUAAAAUGUAUUGGCCAAAAGAAGAUGGAAUAAGGCAUUAAUUUUUGUCAUGUCAGCUAGAAUCAUGCUGAAUUAGCUAAAACUAUUGAAAAUGUGAAAUUUUUUUAUUUUAUUCUU